CACAACAAAUAUUGACUGGGCCCAGAGUCACUCAGUCCGGUGGAUUUUAACCUCUGCUCUUCAGAUCGCUGCAGGAACACACAGACUCCUUCUCUUCUGCUGCUUUUCUUUUGUUUGACCAAAGAUAUGAGUGUGUAAGCCUGGAAACAUGAGGGGUUUGCUGCUACUGCUUCUUCUGGGCCUCCUGGCCCUCCAUCAGAGCUCCUGCUUUGAGUUUGUGAUAGACGGGGAAUGGGAGGAUGAAGAGCCAGAAGCUCCGGAUCAUCAGGAGAGACACAAGAGAGCAACGCUGACCAGUGAGGAGGAGGAGGACUUUGAGGCCGUCCGAGGAGAUGACAUCACUGUGAAGAGCUACAGGGUGGAGAGCCGCAUCACUUCCCGCUUUGCUCACACCUCCAUCAGAAGCUCAGUGACCAACUCAGGCUCCAGAGCUCAGAGCAUCGGCUUCAGCGUAAAGAUUCCUAAACGGGCUUUCAUCUCCAACUUCACCAUGAACGUGAACGGCAUCACGUUUGUCGGCUCUGUGAAGGAGAAGACUGUGGCCAGGAGACUUUACGCCCAGGCCACAGCCAGAAACAAGGCAGCAGGCAUUGUCAGGACCAACUCACAGGACCUGGAGACCUUCAACACAGAGGUCCAUGUUCCCCCUGGCAGUAACAUUGAGUUUGAGCUCCACUACCAGGAGAUGAUGGAGAGGAGACUUGGUUGGUACGAGCACUCCCUGCACCUUCAGCCGGGGAGACUUGUCCCAAAGUUCCAGGUGGACGUAUACAUUUAUGAACCGAAGGGGAUCUCAACGUUAGAAGUACCCAACACACUCGGAGAGCAGUUUGCAGAGCUGAUUAAUGUAACAAGGAGCAAAGACAAGGCUCACAUUGUGUUCAAACCAAAUAUAAACCAGCAGAGAAAAUGUAAGAACUGCACAAGCAGUGCCAUCAACGGCGUCUUUUCUGUGAACUAUGAUGUGACCAGGGACAGCAACGCCGGGGAGCUGCAGGUUUCAGAUCUGCAUUUCAUUCAUUUCUUUGCUCCUUCAAACCUCUCCCCUCUGCCUAAAAACAUUGUUUUUGUCAUUGACGUCAGCGGAUCCAUGUGGGGAGUCAAGAUGAAGCAGACGGUGGAAGCCAUGAAGGCUAUUCUGGAUGACUUAAAAAUAGAAGAUCGCUUCAGUAUCAUUGACUUCAACCACAAUGUGCGGUGCUGGAAUGAGGACCUGGUCCCUGCCUCUUCAGUGAUGAUCACAGACGCCAAAAGAUACAUCCAGGACAUCAAGCCCAAUGGAGGAACCAACAUCAACGAGGCGCUGAUCAGGGCAGCUCAAAUGCUGGUGAGGGCCUCUAAUCAGGGCUUCAUCAACUCCCGCUCCGUCUCUAUGAUCAUCUUGGUGUCUGACGGAGACCCAACUGUAGGAGAGAUCAAGCUCAGCAAGAUCCAGAAGAAUGUGAAAAAAGUGAUGACCAAGGACUUCUCUCUCUUCUCGCUGGGCAUUGGCUUCGAUGUGGACUACGACUUCCUGGAACGCAUCUCCAUGGAGAACAGGGGCAUUGCCCGGAGGAUCUACGCCAACCAGGAUGCUGCUGAGCAGAUUCGGACCUUCUACAGUCAAGUAUCCUCUCCACUCCUGAAGGAAGUCGCCAUCCAUUUCACAGAGGGCACUGUGACCGAUGUCACCCAGACCUACUUUGAUAAGUACUUCGGGGGCUCAGAGCUGGUGGUGGCCGGAAAGGUGCAGCUGUCAGAGAGCACGACGCUAACCAGCUUUACCACGGCAGCAGCUGCCAGCGGGGACCUUACUUUACAUACAGACACUGAUGUUUUAGAGCUGGACACACAGCUGACCAUGCAGCAGCAUUCAUUCACUGGAUUUGCUAGACAGAUGUGGGCUUACCUGACCAUCAAACAGCUGAUCAGGGAAAGGGCUGUGGCUUCAACAGUUGGAAAAAAAAGAAAAAUCACCAAGCAAAUCACCGAACUGGCUUUGCAGCAUAGCUUUGUGACGCCGCUCACGGCUCUGCUGGUGGAGAACGAGGACGCCACAGAGAGGCUGCUGGCCGAUUCGCCAAAGGACCCCAGGCAGGGAUGCUGCACAGGCGGACAUGCUCUACCUGGGCCAGUUGACGUAGUCUAUUCCCGUCCACCACCCUGGGUCCAAACCCCCACCCCGACCCCUUCAAGUCAGGCUCGCGGGGGUCCAGUGGCGACUGCGCUGCCUUCAACGGUGAAUAUAGUGGACAAUGACCCUCACUUCAUCAUCCACCUGCCCCGAAGCAACAUGGACGUCUGCUUCAACAUCGACUCCAAACCGGGUCACAUCCUCAGCCUGGUGUCCGACGCUGGAACAGGUGUGGUUGUUAACGGCCAGCUAAUCAGCUCUAAGCAGCCUCACAGAGGUAAACUCAACACCUACUUCGGCAUCAUCUCGGUCUACUACCAACCUGAAGGAGUCAGCGUGACGGUGCACACGGACCGAAUCACCAUCAUCGCUGGCAGGACCCACCAGUCCUUCACCUGGAGCGCCACAGCUGAGAUAACCCAGGCGGGCGUCACGGGGCAGUUCUCCAGAGAGCCUGAGGUGAGCGUGUCCAACGUCCACCCAGGACCCAACCCGCUGAAGAAGGAGGCCACCAUGGAGGUCAAGGGUCAUAAGCUGCAGGUCACCAGAGGCUGGCAGAAGGACUACCGACACGACAGCAAGCGAGGCUUCAACGUCUACUGCUGGUUCAUCCAUAACAGCGGUAAGGGCUUCAUCGACGGCCAUUACAGCGACUACAUCCUGCCGGGUCUGAGCAGCUUCCUGCCGACGCCCUGAUGCUGACCUUCAGGCUCAGGCAGGAGAAGAACCGCCUCCACCACAGAUCUACUCUAUUCGCUUCUCCACAGAACACAGAGAGAAAUUUACCAAAUUUAUUUGAACAAAAUGG
Cyprinodon variegatus (sheepshead minnow) is the source of this 2921-nucleotide messenger RNA. RefSeq names its product inter-alpha-trypsin inhibitor heavy chain 2 (gene itih2). Gene Ontology annotation, molecular function: serine-type endopeptidase inhibitor activity. The transcript is spliced from 21 exons. The record is from RefSeq and is a predicted model, not a curated record. Bases 149 to 2809 code for a protein of 886 amino acids. Lineage: Eukaryota; Metazoa; Chordata; Actinopteri; Cyprinodontiformes; Cyprinodontidae. Gene Ontology annotation, biological process: hyaluronan metabolic process.